Molecule: messenger RNA, 1329 nt
Organism: Metopolophium dirhodum (rose-grain aphid)
Lineage: Eukaryota; Metazoa; Arthropoda; Insecta; Hemiptera; Aphididae
Product: zinc finger MYM-type protein 1-like
Exons: 3
Coding region: 1-1329 (442 amino acids)
Source: RefSeq, a predicted model, not a curated record
AUGAAACGUUUGCUUGCCUCCCUUUCAAAAUCGGAUGAAUCUGAUGAAUCUGUUACUUCUAAAAAAAAUCGUAAAUCUUCUACAACAAUAAGUGUCAAUGAUCGCGAUAUUCAAAACAAUAUUUUUGAUAUUAGUCAAAACGUUGUAAACGGGCCCAAUCAACCCAACAUUACGUUCCCAAGACGAAACAUCGGUGGAAAACAGAGAGCAUUUAAUGUUUUGUGGUAUUCAAAAUACGAAUGGUUAGAAUACUCGAAAAUGAGAGAUUCGAUAUUUUGUUUUUACUUUCGCCAUUUCACUAGUGAUAAUUCCGGCUACAGAGAUGAAGUUUUAAUUGUUAAUGGUUAUUCUGAUUGGAAGCAUAUUGGAAACAUGUUAGAAAAACACAAGUCUUCAAAUAUUCAUAAACUGUCUCUUGAAAAAUAUAAAUCGUGGAUAUCUGCUAAAAAAACUGGUUCUGUAGCAACAAAAUUAAAUACACAACUAAAAGAAGACAUUGUAAAUAAUCGGGAAAUUUUGGUAAAAUUGCUUGGACUUGAAAAUGACGAUUUUAAAACAAAAUUAAAUACAUUACCAAAAAAUGCUAAAUACACUUCAAAAACAAUUCAAAAUGAAAUUCUUAAUGUGUCAUGUAAAAUUAUUUUAAAAAGUAUUGUGAAAGAAAUUCAAAAUGGAAGUAAUUUUUACAGUAUUAUUGUCGAUGAAGCUAAAGACGAAUCAAAUGUUGAACAAAUGAGUAUUUGUGUACGCUACAUAAGUGACAAUCGUAUUAACGAAAGAUUUCUUGGAUUUCUUGAGCUUAAAGAAUUGCAUGCAAAAGCACUUGCCGAUAGUAUUCAACUUUUUUUGUGUUCUAUUAAUUUGGAUAUAAAAAAUUGUAUUGGCCAAUCAUACGACGGAGCUUCUGUUAUGUCGGGGACUAUCAAUGGUGUUCAGCAAUAUAUCCAAAAAAUGUCUGAAAACCCAUGCCCAUAUGUGCAUUGCUAUGCACACAGGCUCAAUCUUGUUUUAGUAGAUGCAUCAAAACAUGUUUCAGCUAUUCAUAAUACAAUUGGUAUAUUAGAAGCAAUUUUAUUCAUUUCAGUCGUGUUCUUCACUAAGGAACAGUUUAUUUUUGGAAUCACAAGAAGACAAAAAAUUAAAAAAUUAAAAAUACCACAGCAAUGCGAAACAAGAUGGAAAACCAAAAUGAUUUAUGGGGAGAAGAUUCGGAAGCCAUUGUCGCUAUAUGUCUCGAAAGCAUUGGACAAAUUUAUGUGGGGUGAAGAUUAUAGUGAUGAUGAAAGGGUAUUGAAUGAAACAUGUAGUAAAAUUGAAUCUUGUACAUAA